UGCUCCUUGUAAAUUGAAGAAAAUCUCUCUCUCUCUCUCUCUCUACCUCCAUCGGAGCCCAUGUUGUGGGGAUACCCAACCCCAGUAGCAAUUCGUUUCUUCUUCCUCCCUUGCUCUGAUUCAAUCAAUGCUCUUUCAUUCUCUCUCUUCAAUUCCUUGUCAGAGCCAAACCCUUGUCGAAGACUAACCCCGAACCCCCUAUUACCCUCUUCAUUUUCUCUCUUCCUCAUUUCCUCUCUUUGCCAUACCAAUCUUCAUCAACAGUGGUAGCCCAAACCCCCUAUUCCACCACAAUCGACAUAACCUUUUCAGCCAUAGGGGAGAUUUUGAAAGGAGCCAUUGCAAAAGGGGAAAUUUCACUGGACCACCAUUGUCUCCAAAGAGAUCGGUACUUCGUCAUUGUUAAUAUUCAAAGAGAUCCCAAACAGAUCCAUUUUCUAUUGCAACUAUAAUGGUAAAUAAAACAAAUGGGAACUCUUUGCUUGGCCAAUAUAAACGAUGGCAACCCAAAGCACAUUAUGAGCUUGAAUGCCAAUUCUGAUAGAGUUCUCUUCCAUUAUAAUGGACAUGGUGUGCCAAAACCAACUGCUAAUGGUGAAAUUUGGGUAUUCAAUAAGUUUGGAAUCAAUACAAUUUGGUACCAAUCGGCAGUAGUGGAUUGGCUUAGAGUGAUGCCUACUGGGUACUCAACCAUUGUCAAUCUUUAACUAGACUCCGAAAAGGUAUUUUACUUUGAUUGUUUGUUAGAUUGCACUCUCACACUUAGAUUUUAGUUGGUUUUGCUGAAAGGAAAGCAUUAGUUGCUAUGAUUGAGAACCUAUGGCGGUAAUGGACCCAUGGUCAUCAGGUCUCCGGUAAUGGACCCAUGGUCAUCAGUGUAUGUGUGCAGACAAGUGGAGUGAGAUCAACCAAUGACGCUAAGCUAGGAUAAGUUCUAUGGUCCUCCCAUCGAUUCCUUUUGUGAAGGCUAACAAUGCAGAACGCUCUGAGGGUGCUAGGUUUCGAUGGCUAGCUGAUGCCAACCUAUCUGAACAUUUGAAAAGGAGGAAAAUGAAGGCAUUAAUUCCUCAGAUUGUGCAAAUAAUAUAUUUUGGGGCAUUAUUGAUAUUUUGUGUUGGUUUACUGGUGGUUUUCGGUGGUUCUUUCGAUUGUUGUGGCAUGGUUUCCUUUAUAACAUCAUUGGUUUUCUUGAUUGAGCCAAUUCAGGGGGUGGGAAAAGCAUACAAUGAAUUGAAACAAGGAGAGCCAGCAAUUGAACGCUUGUUUGAUUUGACCAGGUUCCAAUCUAAGGUUGCAGGUGUUGAGAAAGCGACGAAAACGCGUCAAAGAUUCAAGAGAGAAAAAAGGGACACAGACUCACACCAGCCAAUCAAUACUCAUCACUCUCCAAUCUCACCCAAGAAAGAGAGAGAGCUUAAACCUUGUUUGGAUUGGAAUGGCAUGGCCUUCUCUCUCUUCCUUUCUUCCCUCAAAACCCCUACAAUCUCACUCAUCCUUCUCUCCAGUCUCCUCUUCUUCCUCUUCCUCACACCCUCCCCAAACUACCCCUCUACAAACCCAUUAAUCCCCCACAGGUCCCUCCUCAACACAACCACCACCACCACUACUUCCCUCUCCUGCUCCUCCAUUCUCCAAACCCCACCUCACAAUCGCUGCUCUUUCUCUCUCCUCCACUGCACUGGCGACCCUAACAGCCUCAUUAACUACUUCUCUCAAUCGCUGCUCUUUCUCUCUCCUCCACUGCACUGGCGACCCUAACAGCCUCAUUAACUACUUCUCUCUCCAUUUCUGCCUCUUCCACCAAAACCCAUUUGCCUCUGUGCCCUUUCUCUUCCUCACUAUCCUCUUCCAGUUCUAUGUCCUCGUCAAGACCGCUCAGGAUCAAUUCUCUGUUGUGGUCACCAAGCUCGUUACCCACCUCAAUUUGUCACCCAGUAUUGGGGCUGUGACUCUUCUUGCACUCGGCAAUGGUGCCCCCGAUGUGUUCGGCCGCUGCGGUCUGCGGAGGCCAUCCGAGGACUGGGUUCGGCGCGAUUUUGUCUGCCCGGACGUUUGUUUCGGCAUUGGUUGUUGGGUUUGUGGCGAUUUAUGCAGCACCCUUUUCGGUGGACCCUGUGCCUUUUGUGAGGGACGUGUUGUUUUACUUGACUGCAACUUUGUUCUUGUUCUAUGUGUAUCUUAGUGCUGAGAUUUUUCUAUGGCAGGCUAUUGGGUUUGUUGGGUUUUAUCUUUUCUUUGUUGGGUUUGUGUUUUGGAUGGAUUUGGGGAGGGAUGGUGGGAAAAGAAAAGGUGGGGUUGGUGUGGGUGGUGGUUUUGUUGGGGAUGUUGAGGUUCAGAAAGAUUUGAUUGCGCUGGAUUAUGAAAAUGAAGAAUUGUUGGGGAAAGUGGAGGGAGGGAAGCUGGGAUUUCAUUUUCGACAAGUUGGUAGGCAGGUAUGUUUUGGGUUACAAUUUUACAAUUCUGAUAUCUUGCAUUGUUUAUGAUCUAUCUGUGUAUUAUCUCAUCGUAUUAAUAGUGUGAAAGUUGUGAUUGCCUGGUUAAUAUUGCAAUUGGCUUAACUUAGUACAGGCUACAGCUAUCAUGUAUCAAUAAUAUAGUGUGAUUGGAACUUAGAUCUAAUUCUACAGUCUGAGUAGGGAUCUAAUACUUUAAAUGUUGAUUACUGGACCAGUGGGGACUAUUGGAGAUAGUAUAAAUUUGCUUAACAUGAAAUGACUAAGAAUGUAAUGGAUGCCUUCUUUUCCAAUGUAAUAUCUUGUUACGAGCUACAGUUCUGAUGA
Camellia sinensis is the source of this 2780-nucleotide messenger RNA. The record is from RefSeq and is a predicted model, not a curated record. Lineage: Eukaryota; Viridiplantae; Streptophyta; Magnoliopsida; Ericales; Theaceae.